UCCUCCUCCCCAGGAACGAUACAAUGGCGGCGCCAAGCGGCGAAUUUCGGAGCAAGAUCGCCAGGGUCGAUCGAUCGGGACAGGUAUUGGCGAAAUUCUCCGCGCUGCCGUUGGCGCCACGCUUUCUUGGUAGUUCAACCUAAAAGAAAGAUCCGCUUGAGCUCUUGGCAUGAUCCAGCGGAAAUGGUGAGCAGCGGCAGGGCGCGCCCCAAUCUCCAGCAUCUGCUGCUCGCCUUCUUGAUUCUCAUCUCCGUGGUGGGGAUCUUGCUCAGCGGCUCGGGCUUCGCCAGAUUCGACACCACCCCCGGCGGCGGGCGAGCCUUAGGUCCCAUCAUCGUCCCCAAGGAGGCGCUCGUCCAGGAGGGCGUAGAGAUCCAGGACCCGACCAUUGUCCGCGAGCGCACCAAUUCCUCCCUCUGGGCCCAGGGAAGAAACGCGCUGCCGCCGCGCAACAGUGAACUCUUCCCAGCGCUCGCCAGGGAUCACAUCAUCGUCGUGCUCUACGUCCACAACCGGCCACAGUACCUCCGGGUGGUGAUCGAGGGCCUCUCGCGCGUGGAGGGGAUCAACGAGACGCUCCUCAUCGUCAGCCACGAUGGGUUCUAUCCCGAGAUGGCGGAGCUCGUCGAGAAGAUCGACUUCUGCCAGGUAAAGCAGCUCUUCGCGGCCUACUCGCCACACCUCUUCCCCUCGUCCUUCCCGGGGACCUCUCCCGGCGAUUGCAAGAACAAGGACGAUCCGGUGGCCAAGAAGUGCGAGGGGCAGGCGGAUCAGUAUGGAAACCACCGCAGCCCGAGGAUCGUCUCGCUCAAACACCACUGGUGGUGGAUGAUGAACACCAUCUGGGACGGGCUUCCGGAGACUCGGGGUUACAACAGGCACAUAGUUUUCAUAGAGGAGGAUCACUACUUGUUCCCAAACGCGUACCGGAACAUCCAGACGCUGGCCAGGAUCACCGGCGAGAAGUGCCCGGAUUGCUGGGCCGUGAACUUGGCCCCCUGGGACGUCAAGAACCGGGGCGAGCGGGGGGACUUUCUCGUCGCCGAGAAGAUCGGAAACAUGGGAUAUGGAUUCAACCGGACGAUGUGGAACAAGCUCCACUCGAGCGCCGCCACCUUCUGCCACUUCGACGAUUACAACUGGGACAUCACGCUGUGGUCGUCGGUGUAUCCGUCCUGGGACGAGAAGGCUUACACUCUCCGGGGGCCGAGGACGAGCGCGCUACACUUCGGGCGGUGUGGUUUACACCAGGGGCACCAGGAUGGCAAACCCGAGUGCCAGGAUUUCACGCAGGAGCGCCCGCAAGUGGAUCCGGAGGACCGGAUCAUGAACAUCGAUCCCAGCUGGGAGGUCUCGCGGCAUGUUUAUAACUAUCCCCACAAGUUCACCGGGUGGGGGGGAUGGGGAGAUCGCAGGGAUCAGAAGCUGUGCAUGGAGUUUGCGUCCAUGUACCGCCAUCGCCAUCGCCUCUAGGAAGAAGAAGACGAAGAUAUAGAAACGAAGGAAAGGAAUUCCAUUCCAUACGCUAGCUAGAAAAGAGAACGUUUGAGAGAGAGAGAGAGAGAGGUUCAUACAGGGAGUGAAGUUUCGAUGGAAAACUUCUUCCAACACGCCAAAGAUUUUCAAUGCGGGAGAAAAGAACGAGAACUUCCAUUCAAA
This is a messenger RNA of Selaginella moellendorffii, 1659 nucleotides long. RefSeq names its product alpha-1,6-mannosyl-glycoprotein 2-beta-N-acetylglucosaminyltransferase-like. The coding region runs from base 184 to 1473 and encodes 429 amino acids. NCBI's taxonomy places the organism in Eukaryota, Viridiplantae, Streptophyta, Lycopodiopsida, Selaginellales, Selaginellaceae. Gene Ontology annotation, biological process: protein N-linked glycosylation; oligosaccharide biosynthetic process. Gene Ontology annotation, molecular function: alpha-1,6-mannosylglycoprotein 2-beta-N-acetylglucosaminyltransferase activity. Gene Ontology annotation, cellular component: Golgi stack; Golgi membrane. The transcript has a single exon. The record is from RefSeq and is a predicted model, not a curated record.